Molecule: messenger RNA, 1296 nt
Organism: Arctia plantaginis
Lineage: Eukaryota; Metazoa; Arthropoda; Insecta; Lepidoptera; Erebidae
Source: the annotation of a GenBank genome assembly
AUGAAACAUGGAAUAAUUUUGUUCGUAUUCUUUGUCCUUUGUUGUGUUGUGUAUGGUCAAGAGGAAUCUUGUAUAAUAGCAAUCGACGGUGGUCGAGGACUAUGCAAGUCAAUCUUCAAGUGUCAAGCGUUACUGUCAGUGGUCAACAAAGCGUACAAAACGCAGCAGGACAAGAGUCUUCUGAAGAGAUCACAUUGCGGUAUUGAUGAUGAUGCACCAGCAGUAUGCUGUCCUCUACCAAGUAAGCCGCAACCAUGUAACACUCCGGAAGGCAAGCCUGGACAAUGCAUCAGUGUGUACUCCUGCCCGACAUUCGUAAACUUACUGAGGUCACCCAUAUCGAAAGAAAUAUUACAGUUUGUAGAGGAUUCAAAAUGCGACAGUGCAGACCGAUACAGUGUGUGCUGCGGUCCUGUACCAAGAUUCGAAGUUGUGAUGAAAGCAAAUUGUACUCUAACAGCUUUCCCACCUGAUCCCAAGACUGAAUGCUGUGGAGUGGAUAGCAGAUAUAACAUUAAAAUUGGUGUAUCGGCAGGUGAAGCAACAACAAUUUACCAAUACCCGUGGCUGGCGCUCAUACAAUAUGACAGAUUUAGUUUGCUGCAAUUCCAAUUUAGUGGAGUCCUUAUCAGUGGAAAAUACGUUCUGACUGCUGGAAGGGCAGUUGCUGAUGCCAAACGUAAAAGUGGUAUUCCUGUUAACAUUCGUCUUGGAGACUACAAAGUUAGUAACGAAGGCGCUGAUUGCACUGCAGUUGAAGGUGGCAGAGAGGAAUGCAGCGAUGGCGCGAUCACGAUACCAAUUGAAACAACGAUCCCACACCCGAAUUACAAUUCAAAAGACAGGUCAAACGAUAUAGCAUUGAUUAGGAUGAUCCAAAAUGCACCAUUUACUGACUUCAUCCGACCUAUUUGUCUGCCAAGUUCGGAUAUCACACAAAAGACUGAUGAUUUCACACUGACUACUGUCGGCUGGGGUACUUCUGGUUUAUGGCCAAUGAUAAGUGAUACAAAAUUCCAUGCCGACGUUCCUUACCUGACUCGGAAUCAAUGUCGAGAUUUAUAUUCCCAGCAGGCUUCUAAAGUAACACUAGGAACAGGCCACAUAUGUGUUGGAAAUGCUCCAAGUGAUGUUUCCUGCAAAGGCGACAAUGUGUUAAUGUAUAAAAACAAUAUGGUAUACGAAUGUGUCGGAAUCAACAGCUUUGGCGCUAUACCGUGCCAGCAUAUCGUACCUUUAGUGUACACCAACGUGUACGUAUACAUGUCUUGGAUAAGGGACACAAUUGCUCCCUAA